Molecule: messenger RNA, 2896 nt
Organism: Schizosaccharomyces japonicus yFS275
Lineage: Eukaryota; Fungi; Ascomycota; Schizosaccharomycetes; Schizosaccharomycetales; Schizosaccharomycetaceae
Product: BUD22 family protein
Exons: 1
Coding region: 138-1334 (398 amino acids)
Source: RefSeq, a predicted model, not a curated record
GUCUUGUGUAAUCUCGCGUAAAUGUUCGCUUGCAUCGUUUAACUCGUUUAAUCUCUGAACAGCUCGUGGACAUUCGUGAAUACCUGCCCGUCUUCCAUCGUUUCCCAAUACCCAUUGCUCUACAAUUACUUGAUAAAAUGCGUCAAAAUCGUUCAAUUAAGAGAAAGAGAGCUCAAAAGAGUCAGAAAUUCCCUAAAGAACAAAAAUUUACCGCAGAAAAUGCGAAAAAAAGGGUCGAGUCUAUAAAAAAGAUCAUAACUCAAUCAUUGAAAAAGGCACUUGGAUUCGAGGAACAGAAACUUAUUAGAAGAAUUAAGAAUGCCAAGGAGAAUGAAAAGGAAGAGGAUAAAAUACCACGUUUGGAGGAAGAACUAAAAGCUGCAAAGGCUUUAAAGCCCAGUGAUCUAUGCGAUUAUUGCUAUUUUUCAAAAGUUUUAAAGAAUCCUCGUAUCAGAGAGUUUCUCUAUGAGACUCUGUAUGCUGAAUCUCCAUUAAAAUCUGCUUCAGAACCUGCCAGGAAUGUAAUUUCUCGCGUUUACAAGACGAAAGCUGUUGUUGAUGCAGUUCAGUCUAUUAUCAUCCAGACGGAGCGUCUAAUGGCCACUGUUGGGGGUUUACGAGCCCAUGAUCCCGCUGACAACGCGAACGACUUGUUGAAGAAAACUCACAAUGAGUCUCAAGCUGUUAAAGCAGAAGACAAAGUCAAGGGUGUGACUGAAAAUCCCACGUCUGAUGACAAUUCAAAGCUGAAUGAAUCCCAACCUGUUGAAGGAAAAGGUGAUCUAAACGAACAGAUCUCCGUGGAAACAAAUGCUGAUCAAGCUAUGGUUGAUGAUACCGAAGCAACUUCGAGUAUGCAAUCUCAGAACGAUAGUGAAGAGGAAAUUGAAGAAGAUCCAAUGUUUGAUAUUCCGAGAAGACAGAAAAAGGAAAAUGCAUCUACUCUACCUGAAUUGAUGACCGGUUUUAUUGAUCCGGGCGAAGAGUCCGUUGAAUCAGACAUUGAGGCAGAAGCAGGAGAGCUUUUAAAGCCACAACGCAAAAAUAGACGUGGUCAAAGAGCACGUAGAGCUAUUUGGGAAAAGAAAUACGGAAAAAAGGCAAAUCAUGUUAUUAAAAAGAAUGAAGAAUUUCAAAAGAAGCGUGAGGAACGUCAAAGGAAAUUUGAGGAAAGAAAAGCGCGCUAUGAAGCACGUAUGGCUCGUCGGGGACCGGAAGAGAAGGCGAAGCCUGCUGCCGACGACAAGCCUUUGCAUCCUUCCUGGGAAGCUAAGAAAAAGUUACGGCAAAUUCCUAGUGUGCCAUUCCAAGGAAAGAAAAUUGUUUUUGAUUAGGGGAUUUGUUACAUUUGUAUUUAUAAACCAUCGGUUGGAGUGGUAUCCCAUAAAAGUCAUUCAUUGUGUCUGGUUCUCUCGGACAACUUUUUGGAAGAUCGUGUUAAGUUUGCAACAAUAUGUUUUCCAAUCAUUCGUAUUGAGAGAUGCUUGGAAAUUAUUGCUGAAUUCGUCACACAGCUGUUUUAAAACUUUUGUUCGUGACUCUUUUAACAUUUUACCUCUUUGUUCAUUUUGUUCCUGAGUGAAAGUGAUUUCUUUUAGUUGUUGUUCAACAUUAUUUAGUCUUUCUUUGGUUGUUAGUAGCUCCUUCAUCAAUUCUGCUCUUUUUAAGAGAUGUUGUUCGAAGAAAAGAUUAACGGCACUGAGUUGACGGCUAUUUUGCUCAAUCAUACUAUGAUAUGCUUCUUGCGUGUUACGCAGUUCUGCUUGAAUGUUGCUCAAAGUCAUCGACUAACAAACAGUUAGACUCGACUUUGUUGACCAAGGAACGUACCUGAUUGCUGAAAGCCGACUUUAACUGGUUAAAUUCAAUUUGGGAACGUUCAAGAUAUUGAACAUAGCACUGGCAAGUUAGUAGAUGUCCCCUUUAUUGAAGUCUUACAUCUUUAACCGACUUCAUUCCUUCCACUGCGGCCGUAAGUUGAAAGUUUGCCUUUUCCUCGGUGUAAUGGCUCUGUUUCAGCUGUUCUUUGAGUUCCUGUAUUUCCUUGUUUUUUUGGUCUACAUUCUCAACAAGAUAGUCUAUUUCGUCAACUAAUUGACGAGUAACAUUUUUGCAAGCGCUUCUUGUUUUCGGUGUCAUAUUCUGGCUUGUGUUAGCAUGCACUUCCUACGGUUCAACAAAUGAAGUCCUACUUUAUCGUCAGAGAACAGCUCUAGUAUUUUCAUUCUUCUUUCAUCUCGUUUUUCUUUCGUGAAAAGGUCUUCUUUGGAGCAUAUAAUCGGUAUUCCAGACACCGUUGUAUGAUUGUUUACAAGGGUUGGAGCAUUUUCUGUGUUGUUCUUGUCUUUGGACCACGGAUGACUGUUGCUUACGAAUGUACUAGGACUGCUGUUGUCGUCCCUUAACGGUUGUCUCUUGUCAACUCGGGGGAACAACAGUUCUACUUCCGUUUGCAUUGUCGUUUCGUCCGAACGUGUUGGUAUAAACUCUUGCUCUAGUGGGCCAUGUUGUGUAAAAAGUCCUCCUGUAAGCAUAUCCGUUAUGGGAUCGUCUAAUCUAUGAAAUCCUGCCGGACCACGACCAAUGUGUCCGCCCAACAUGCUCUUCUCGAAUUCUUUUCGAGCUUCUUCUGGAGAAAGACGUCGUUUGUUUUUUCUGCGAGUAUCGUUUGCGUUAGUACUCGGGGAUAAUGUUUUCUUGUUAAUGCACUUACCGCUGGAGUCUCCAAUCAUUCAACAGCAUGUUUUCAGUAUUAUCUCUUAUUUUUGGUCGGUUUUGGGUACGUUUCUCAAAAAGAGAAUCUCAUUUAUACUAUCUUUCAUAUAAAUAAACAAUCCAUUGUAAACAAUCCCACAUGCAAUUUCAAAACAAAAGGGGGUACGCUUACAGGAAGCGA